Olea europaea var. sylvestris is the source of this 746-nucleotide messenger RNA. Its product is annotated as 14 kDa proline-rich protein DC2.15-like. The record is from RefSeq and is a predicted model, not a curated record. Bases 63 to 416 code for a protein of 117 amino acids. NCBI's taxonomy places the organism in Eukaryota, Viridiplantae, Streptophyta, Magnoliopsida, Lamiales, Oleaceae. The transcript has a single exon.
UUUAUAUAGGACACCUUCCUUUUAUCAACAAGAGCACCAUAUAGUUUUCCAAGCUAGCAACAAUGGCUUCCAUCAAUCCUUUCUCGAUCGUUUUGAUCUUCUCCCUCCUCUUUUUCGUCACGUUCACUCAUGGAUGUGGCACAUGCAUACCGGCGACAUCCUUCUGCCCUAGGGACACGUUGAAGCUUGGCGCCUGUGUUGAUCUCCUCGGACUUGUUAACGUUGUUGUUGGGACCCUGCCAUCGGACAAAUGUUGUGCUGUUCUAGCAGGGCUGGCUGACUUGGAAGUUGCAGCUUGUCUUUGUACUGCCAUUAAGGCUAAUGUGCUUGGAAUUAACUUGAAUGUGCCAGUUGCACUGAGUGUGCUGGUCAGUGCUUGUGGCAAUACCAUUCCUCCAGGCUUCAAGUGUGCAUAGAUCAAGAUUUCAAUUUCAAGCCCUCAUUUGGUUGUGUUUUCUUAAUCAACUUGGUAUGUAGCGUUCGUUACACUGCACGGGGAUAGGAUUAAAGAGAAAGUUAAGUUAAAAUCUUAUCCGAAAAGCAUUGUUUAGUACUAUCUAUCAAACGUGUCCUUGGUGUGUGAAGCAAAUGUUGUUUUUUCUUUUUUUAGCUGGUGGCAUUAUUGUGCUUUUUGCUUUAUUAUGUGUUCUAUCCUCAGUUGGAAUUGUUAUUAAUUUCUUUGUAAGAUUAUGUGUUUGGCCUAAAAAAAAGGCUGGUUUAAAGACUUUUGUCAUUGUUAUUUGUCA